AUGGUCCUGGCUCGGAUACACGCAGACCUCAUCCUUUGCCACCGUACGUCAAAGUCAUCUGGCAAGGAAACUUUAAUCAGAAGUACUACUUCACAAGGUGUGGUAGUCACUGAUGGUGCAAGAUGGGAGGAUGUUGAAGGUAGGUUAAAUAAUUGUCUUUAGACUUCGGGGUUUAGCGAUGAACGCGGUGUAGUUCUAGUCUUCUAGGAAACCGUAUUCAUCUAAAGCGAUGUUUAGAUAAACACGAUGCUCUCAUAAACAUGAUGUUAUUUGUCUGUUCGUAUAUUGUGUAGUGUAUUUAUUAAGUCUAUGAAUUUCGUCUCCCACAGUUCAGGCCAGCGGUUCAACAGUACGUGGCGAUCAAGUUAAUACUUCACGUAAUUCAAAUCCCGGUAGCAAUGGACAGAAGUUGUCAAAAUUCCAACCACCUGAUGCGGAUGACGAAAACCAAUGGUUAUGCACUCAUUACAAACGACGUUGUUACGUCAAAUUUGAAUGUUGUACCAAGUUUUGGCCAUGUCACCGUUGCCAUAACAACCAAACUACGUGUGGCAGGAGGAAGCUUGAGUCACAUGACGCGAAACAGCUUAAGUGCGCUGCUUGCGGUCAAGAACAGCCGGUAUGUUAA
This is a messenger RNA of Paramuricea clavata, 628 nucleotides long. The record is from the annotation of a GenBank genome assembly. Lineage: Eukaryota; Metazoa; Cnidaria; Anthozoa; Malacalcyonacea; Plexauridae.